Molecule: messenger RNA, 841 nt
Organism: Corylus avellana
Lineage: Eukaryota; Viridiplantae; Streptophyta; Magnoliopsida; Fagales; Betulaceae
Source: RefSeq, a predicted model, not a curated record
AACCUAAAACUCUAAUUCCACCCCUGCUCACAAGGCAUACAUGGGUUAGAAUCUCCCAUAUAAUAGUUUUCCAAUACAUUUACGGGGCAUAUUGUUUACCAUUAGCUAGCAUAUUUGUGUGGCAUUGUGGUCGCAAUUGUUAUUCAUCUUUAUAUCUUGCAGAGAAAGAGAUAGAAGAUAACGCAGCUGAAAUGAAGCGACUUGUGUUAAGCAAGCUAGGAAAAAUGCCUGAUGAAGUAAGGGCUAUUAUUGAAAACACUGAUUUGGAUAGUUUUGUAUCAUCCCCAUUGAAGUACAGACAUCCUUGGGAGCUUCUUUGGGGAAAUAUCAGCAAAGGCAAUGCUUGUGUGGCCGGUGAUGCACUCCACCCCAUGACUCCAGACAUUGGCCAAGGUGGUUGUGCUGCCUUGGAAGAUGGUGUUGUCUUGGCCAGGUGUCUUGCCGAGGCGUUAUUGAAAGAACCAAGUGGGGAGAAAUUAGCUGAAAAAGAAGAAUAUAAGAGGAUUGAAAUGGGGUUGAAGAAGUAUGCCAAAGAGAGGAGAUGGAGAAGCAUUGAACUCAUUAGUACAGCUUAUAUGGUUGGUUUCAUCCAGCAGGGUGAUGGAAAAGUGAUGUACUUCUUUAGGGAUAUAUUGGCUGCAUACAUGGCUGGGUUGCUGUUGAAGAGGGCUGAUUUUGAUUGUGGGAAGCUCAGCAUUUCAUAAAUGCAUCCAUAUGCCCAUGUACUAAAGAUAAAGUAAUUAUUGUUCAUAAUAAUGGGUGUGAUGAGUUGUUGCCCAUGGCAUAUGUUUUAAAGCAAUGUAAUUCAAGUGUUGAAAACAUUCACCUGCUACAGAUUUUA